AUGGAAUCGCCAACUGCUGCUGGUUGUGCCAAAUGGGACAAAGUCAAAGGUGAUAUCUUUAUGUGUAUUGCUAGGUCCUCGAUAACAGCGGAGCCGGCUGCAGCAUCAUAUCAUGAUCUAGAGAAGGAUCACUCGUUUUCCAAACAUAUAUAUGCUGGGGGGUUACAAGCUUGUGUCAUUGUCCGCUAUCAGAAAAGCCCUGUCGGCCCAUACGACGAGCUUCUAUGGAUACCUGGGGCUUUUAGACUUCCAGAGACUGGGAAAACGGCAUACCGAGCUACACGAAUUUAUGUUUCUGAUGAGAACGCUGUGUAUCAAGGCCGUAGCAACUGGAAUGUACCCAAAAUGCUCGCGAGGUUCGAAUUUACCGAAUCCGAAAGCAAUCAUCUUCCUUACAGCAAGAUAAAAAUAUCAACCCACAAAGAAGGCAAGCUUUUUCUGGAACUAAAAUUGAUACCAGCAUUUUUCAACUCGCGAACAAUACUUCCUAUUAACUCCAAAUUUUUCCCAUUUAACCUAAGAUUUGUAUUCCCCCCGCUUCCGGAAAGCAGAGAUAAGCAAGAAGACAAGCGGGUGGGAACAACAGAAUGGAAGCAAGUUUUUUUGAGUGUUACGGGAAGGGUCGGAGUCGUCAAAACAUCCAUUUCACAGACAUCUGGAAAUCUUUUCCCUGAUUUGGGCGGAAAAUGCUACUGGCUAUGGCUGAAGGGUGCGGAAAUUCGAAUUGAGGGGUUCCCCUAUCACACGGCCACUCCUAGUGCUCCACAUAAGCAAAAGCAUUAG
This is a messenger RNA of Aspergillus pseudonomiae, 783 nucleotides long. RefSeq lists its product as uncharacterized. The coding region runs from base 1 to 783 and encodes 260 amino acids. Lineage: Eukaryota; Fungi; Ascomycota; Eurotiomycetes; Eurotiales; Aspergillaceae. The transcript is spliced from 4 exons. The record is from RefSeq and is a predicted model, not a curated record.